This is a messenger RNA of Alternaria triticimaculans, 261 nucleotides long. RefSeq lists its product as uncharacterized. Gene Ontology annotation, biological process: mitochondrial respiratory chain complex I assembly; electron transport chain. Gene Ontology annotation, cellular component: mitochondrion. The transcript has 3 exons. The coding region runs from base 1 to 261 and encodes 86 amino acids. NCBI's taxonomy places the organism in Eukaryota, Fungi, Ascomycota, Dothideomycetes, Pleosporales, Pleosporaceae. The record is from RefSeq and is a predicted model, not a curated record.
AUGGGCUCCAUCACCAUGGCACCACGCCCCUCCAUCACCGGCUUCGACCCCAAGAAGUUCGCCGCUGCCUCUGCGAACGGUACCAAGGGCGACCCAUGGGCACGAUAUGAGCAAUGGCGAUACACCGGACCCUUCACCCGCUUCAACCGCUUCAAGGGCUCCUUCCCCGGCCUCGGCAUAGCCACCGUUGCAUUCGCUGGAUACCUCGUUGCCGAGCAACUGUUCUUCGAGGAUAAGGGCCACCACGAGGAGGGACACUAA